Messenger RNA from Ailuropoda melanoleuca (giant panda), 1195 nucleotides. It is a transcript of the gene CPLX4, whose product is annotated as complexin 4. Gene Ontology annotation, biological process: regulation of neurotransmitter secretion; synaptic vesicle exocytosis; neurotransmitter transport. NCBI's taxonomy places the organism in Eukaryota, Metazoa, Chordata, Mammalia, Carnivora, Ursidae. The record is from RefSeq and is a predicted model, not a curated record. Gene Ontology annotation, cellular component: terminal bouton; SNARE complex. The transcript has 3 exons. Bases 309 to 791 code for a protein of 160 amino acids. Gene Ontology annotation, molecular function: syntaxin binding.
GAUUUUUUGCCUCUGAAAUUAGCUUAGUGUAUUAAUUCAGAAAGCAGGCGGUUGUCCCUGAUUGUUUGCCUUGGUAAUCGGAACCAUCUGCCUCCCCACAUGCAGGAGUUUAUCUCUCUAAUCCGGCUUACAGCCGGCAAACCCCUCUUCUCUAUCAUCGUGCCCUUGAGCAGACGAGGCUGUGCAAAGUCCUUUGCUCUUAAGCACGUCGCUGUCGUUGAGGCUGUUUGGAGAUUUCAUCUUUUUUCCCUCUCUCUUCUUCACGUUUUGUCUGAGUUUGGGUUUUAUUUCUCCUGGGGGCAGAAACCAUGGCUUUCUUUAUGAAAACUAUGAUAAGUAACCAGGUGAAGAAUUUUGGAUUCGGCGGCAGGUCUGAAGAAAAGAAGGAGGAAGGGGGAACAUCGGAUCCAGCAGCAGCCCAAGGGAUGACCAGAGAGGAGUAUGAGGAGUACCAGAAGCAAGUGAUUGAGGAGAAGAUGGAAAGAGAUGCUGCAUUUACACAAAAGAAGGCAGAGAGGGCGUGCCUCCGAGUUCACCUCCGGGAAAAGUACAGACUCCCGAAGAGUGAAAUGGACGAGAACCAAAUCCAGAUGGCUGGAGACGACGUGGACUUGCCCGAAGAUCUCCGGAAAAUGGUAGAUGAGGAUCAAGAAGAGGAAGAAGACAAGGACUCUAUUCUUGGGCAUUUGCAGAAUCUGCAGAACGUGGACUUGGACACCAUAAAAGAAAAAGCCCAGGCCACCUUCACGGAAAUGAAGCAGACGGCAGAGCAGAAGUGUUCUGUGAUGUGAGGGGCAGCGCGGCUGGAGGAGGGACCGCGGUUAAGGCGGAGGUGACCACUCUCCUCAGGAGGGUUUCCAGCAGCGUGUACUUCAACAUAGGGAACACAGAAAAGCCAUGAUGAGAAAGCUCCACAAACUCGUAGACACCAACUGGUUGUUCUAAAUGUUCCUGGUAGAGCGCUUAGCUAGAACCUUGCCGUAGGAGACACACUUUCCUUCAAGUUACAAGUGUGGCUCAGUGUGAAAUUUCGUCUGUGAGUGACACAGAACACGUAUCUGCUUAAAGAUCUCAGGGCAACCAGGAAGAAAUGAAAGCAAAUGACAAUCCCUCUCUGACUUCCUUUUUUAGAGGGCAAGGUCUCACCCCCUCCAACCAUUAGCAUGACUCCAGGUCCCUUGGGAAAAGAUGUGGG